This is a messenger RNA of Knipowitschia caucasica, 957 nucleotides long. NCBI's taxonomy places the organism in Eukaryota, Metazoa, Chordata, Actinopteri, Gobiiformes, Gobiidae. The record is from the annotation of a GenBank genome assembly.
AUGCUUCCCUGGAGACGGAAUAAGUUUGUUUUGACAGAGGAGGAAAGCAAAAACAAACCCAAAAGCUUGGGAGCUGGAUUGACAUAUCAAUCCAUACUUUCAUCUCUCCUUCGCUCCUGUCCUGACCUGCUGCCCGACUGCCCCUUUGAAUGGGUGGGUAAUAUAUUCCACACGAAAAGGCAGAAGGUAGAACUCAACAAAGAGGAACCGAUUUACAAUGUGAGAUACUUGGGAAGCGUUGUUACCAUCGCGGCGAAGGGAGACGGUUGCACCCAAGAGGCUGUAGCAAAAAUUUGGGCGAGAAGCAACUUUGGAGAGCAGAGCAUCAAGAUGAGACUAGCGGUGGGUGCACACGGGAUUCGAAUGAGCUCGGAUAAGUUGGGGAAAAAGAAGCCCGUUCAUCUAUACUCACUGAACAGAAUUACGUAUUGCACGGCCGAUCCUUGCAGACCCAAAAUACUGGCGUGGAUUUACAGACACCAGGUGAAAAACAUGGCGGUGGUCUUGAGGUGUCACGCCGUGUUGGUUAGCAAGUCGGAAAAGGCCCAAGCGAUCGCCGUUAGCAUGUAUCAUCACGCGACGUCGGCUUUCAGCGAAUUUAAAAGGUUGAAAAGACAAAGCGAUUUCCGUCACGUUCAGCAGCAGCUCUUGGGAGAAGACGCGGUACCUUUGAUGCCGUUACGGAGGCGUCUGAACGGACAAUGUCACUACAGGCCGCCGAGCGAAAAUCCCGGAAGUGCAACAAGGCUUUGCUCCAUCACAGAGGAAGAGGAGGAAGGUGAUGAAGAAGACAAGGUCAAGAGCAUAAAGCAGAGAAUCUUGACCACAAACACGGACCCUACGCAGUUGCUUUCACAGCUGGAUCUCGGGGACAUUGCCAGACUGGAGCAGUGCCAGAUCAACUUUGUCAGCGAUAGCAACAACAACACGUUUACUUUUAUAACGUCUCUGGUGUGA